Durusdinium trenchii is the source of this 1578-nucleotide messenger RNA. The record is from the annotation of a GenBank genome assembly. NCBI's taxonomy places the organism in Eukaryota, Dinophyceae, Suessiales, Symbiodiniaceae.
AGCGGGAGGAGGAGUCGGGAGGAGUGGUGAGAUGUUGGGGAAAGGGACUUGAGGGAAGAUGGAGAUGUGUUUCCAUGGAGUUGCCCGGCCGGGCAUGAGAACAGUUGAUUUUUGGCGCACUGAUUUUGAAUGUGGCACAUGUCCGAGUGGAAGAGAGGUUCGAAGAGCUUGUUUUCGUGCUUGCAGCGGGAUGGGCAUGCUUCUUGGAAUGCAUGGCGCUUGACUGGACAAAGAGCUCUUCUCCACCAAGCUAUACCAAACUGCUUGAGAGACGUCAACCAUUUUGCUUUGACGUGAAGAUCUGGUUCUGUGCAGUUCACCUUCGCAAGACCAGUUCGGACGCCCAGCCAUCGCAGCCAUGCGCCGUUGCCGCCGUUGCCAUGGCGGCGGCGGCUUGGCGUGUUCCUCCGCCGAGGGAGCUUCGGGCGGAGCUGCCCUUGGUGCGGCACUACAAGGAGCAAGUGUCCGCUGCCUUUGUAGCGCUCUUUCGAGGCGAGGAACUAUUCCUGGUACGGGGCCGGCAGAGUGGGCUUUGGCAGCUGCCUGGUGGAAUGAUUGAGGCCUCGGACUUGAACGUGUGGGAUGCGGCGGCGCGGGAGUUCUACGAGGAGACCGGAAGCCAAGCGCCGCUCCCGUCUUCGCGCUUGCAAGGAUGGUUCGAGACCACCAUUGAACUCCCUUCGGGCGGCUUAUUUCGAGGAGUGAUCUUUGUUCUGCAGACCGAGGCCACCUGUGAGGUGCCUUUUGCGGUGAAUGGAGAGACGCGUGAGGCGCUCUGGAGACCUUGGCGGAACUUGGAGGACCUGGACUUCCGUUGGCCCAACGACCAGACCAUCCCUCAAAUCUUUGACAUGGCCCAGGCUGAGGAUGGCCGCCGUCCAGUGGUGCGCGCUGGCUGCUACAUGGAGAUGAGGCCCACCUUGCGAUGUGGCGGACACAUGCGGGAGUCUGCCCCUGAGAAGUAGAGAACCGUUUCCUCUGAUUCAGGCUAUGCUUCUAGGUUGGAGGCCAUCUCUCUUGGGUGGAGGCCGUUUGGACUACCUCCGGCCCCGAACCCCCGACCCGACGACUGCUGAAGCGUGCCAAGCCUCGCGUCCCGUGACGGUCUCGGGAUUUGCUGCAUGAGGGACGAGGUGUAAAGUCCACCUAGUAGCGUCCGAUCGCUCCGUUCGUAGCGAUGCCAGUUUCGCCCCGGCCCUCGUAGCGUCCGAUCGCUCCUAACAUUGAAUCCAUGGAGUCUCAUCGUUUUGAGGGUGGAAAGACGGAAGCCGUUCGUUUCAUGGAUCCGUAAGACGAGCCUUUUGAGCCACAGGAUCCGACCAUCACACGAAGCAUCACCGCACACGAACCCUGCGUGAAGCGAUCCUGUUGCGGUGGCCCGAAGCGAUCCUUUUGCAGUGCGAUCCUUCGGGACCGAGUAGCUCAGGGAGCUCCAUGUGCAGGGAAGAAAAGACAGUGUGAUGCUGGCUGGUAGAAGCGACGGCGUGGAUUGCAGUCACUGGAAUAAGCACAGGGCUUCCAUUGCCAUGAUCAGGACCUACUCUUGCUCAGCUUCUGGUAAUCCUUCACAAGUCAGUC